AAGGAAGAGGCUAAACCAGGCUGUGACAAAGUGUAUUGAUCUCAGGCUUCAUUUGAGGGUGUGUAAGACUACAAUUUAACCUGUCCUGGAUCCAGUCAUUCUUCUAUAUUCUAACACAAACGUUUUUGUCUGCUUUUUUUUUUUAGAAACAAGAAACAGCGCGACCUCUGCUUGGUUAGGGAGGAGCACUUACUUCUGUUUUUGGACUUUUGUCGUCAAUGGAGAGGAUCAUUCCUGGUGGACUUAUGUAAAAAAAAAAAAGAUCAACCCCACAACAACCCGAUUUCCUGCUAUUCGGAACCGACUCAUUUGUGACAUGUAGAAACUGGAGAAGGCACAAGAUUCUGAGACAUAGAGGAAGGCCUGAAGGAUUGAGAAUGUCCCGCUGGCUCUGUUUCCCCUGCCUGGGAAUGUUGAUAGUGAUGGCGGCCACCAAAGACAUUCUGGAUAAGUGUUUGUCAUCGAACCGUAAAUACACCAUGAAUGUGGUACUAUUGGAGGAUAACACUUACGGAUGGAGUCGACCAUUCGUGCAGAAGGCCGUGGAGCGAGCCAUUGAACUGGACAGACAGGAGAACCUCAAACACGGCUUAGACUUCACUUUGACGGCAAACUACAAUGGGUUCAACACCACCGUGUACAACAGGCAGGGCUGUGGGAGCAGCACCUGUGAGGGGGUGGCCAUACUCAAGAUGCUGCAUACUCUUAACGAAGUGGGCUGCGUCAUGUUGGGGCCUUCCUGCACGUAUGCCACCUUCCAGUUGGUGGAUGAAGGAAUUGGCUUGAGCCUGAGCAUUCCAGUCAUCUCUGCUGGAAGCUUUGGCCUGUCGUGUGACUACAAACCCAAGCUGACCCGCCUUCUGCCUCCAGGACGCAAAGUCAGCGACCUGUUAGUGAAAUUUAUAAAUGAAACUCUGCCUUUUAAGAAAAGGUGGGAGAAAGUGUACGUGUAUAAGAAGUCUGGCAAUGUUCCUGAGGACUGCUUCUGGUACAAUAAUGCACUGGAAGCACCUUCGGCCACAUUUAGCUUAAAUGCACAAAGAGAAAUGCUGCGUGGUGAGGCAGAGCUAUUAGAGGUCCUGAAAUCUUCCAAAAGACACAGUAACAUUUUCAUCUUAUGUGGGGGUGUAGAUGACAUACGUUCAAUACAGCAAAGAGAAGAGUCACUUCAUCCCGACACCAUGUUCAUACUCCUUGAUCUUUACAACCCAGAUUAUCAUCUCAACUCCACAUCUGCUGAGGGGAUGCAAAAUGUCCUAGUUGUCACUCUACCAAAGAGGAACUACACUUAUGGAUCAAACUUUACUUACAACGAUACGAUAAAUGAUUAUGUGGCUGGAUAUCACGAUGGCGCUUUACUAUUUGGUAAAGUGCUCAGAGAGAGGAAACUCAGCCAACGAGAGAACAAGGAAUCAACUAAUGUACCUCUGAGUGACAACCCAUUUGGAAACAUCACUUUUCAAGGCAUGGGCGGAAACUACGUGUUAGAUGAGUAUGGUGACAGAGAUGUUAACUUCUCCAUCAUGUACACAUCAACCAUUACUGGCGAGUAUGAAACACUGUUAGUAUUUGAUACAACUCAAAGCAAAACCGUGUGGUUUCACUCAAAUCCCUCCCUGCCUUGGAAAGAAGGUGUUCUGCCUGAUGAUGAACCGGAAAAAUUACAAGGCUUAAGUACGCAGGAUAUGAUAGUGAUUGUUUUGGGGGUCAGUGUUGUGGUGGUAACAGCCAUCGCGCUCAUCUUUUACAGGCAGAACAGGAAAGAGCGCCGUAUGCAGAAGAGGUGGUCCCACAUUCAACCACACCUUAUUGGCCCUUUGGAUGAAAAGGAGGUCUCUUUGAAGAUUGAAGAAGAGAAGAGGAAGGACAGUACAUACUUCACUCACAGAGGCCGAUAUGACAGGAAGCCUGUUAUCUUGAAAGAACUGAAAAACACUGAUGGAGAUUUCAACGAGGCUCAGAAAAUUGAGCUAAACACUCUGCUGCGCAUCGAUUACUACAACCUAACUAAGUUUUAUGGCACAGUGAAGUUUGAGUAUGGGGUGUUUGGGGUGUUUGAGCUGUGUCAGAGGGGCUCCCUUCGGUACAUUCUUAAUGACAGGAUAUCCUACCCAGAUGAAACCUUCUUGGACAUGGAGUUUAAGAUAUCCGUCAUGUAUGACAUAGCAAAGGGCAUGUCGUAUCUUCACUCAAGCAACAUUCAGGUUCACGGUCGCCUCAAGUCCACCAAUUGUGUGGUGGACAACCGCAUGGUGGUCAAAAUCACGGACUUUGGUUGCAACACCAUCUUAAGGCCAGGCAGAGAUGUGUGGACUGCCCCGGAACACCUCCGUAAAGAUGGGGUGUCUCAGAAAGGGGAUGUCUACAGCUACGGCAUCAUUGCCCAUGAGAUUGUUACGAGGCGGUCGCCGUUCUAUUCACAGUACUGCUCUAACACUGCAGAGAAGAUCUACAGAGUGCAAAACCCCAGAAACAACAUGCUCUUCAGACCUGACCUCAACUUUGAAAACGCAUCAGAAAGAGAGAUUGAGCUAAACAUGCUGAUAAAAAACUGCUGGGAUGAAGACCCUGAUCGGAGGCCAGAUUUCAAGAGAAUAGAGUUGACACUGGGGAAGAUUUUCAGUAACCUCCACAACCAGGCCACUGAGACGUACAUGGACAACCUGAUCCGUCGUCUGCAAAUGUACUCCAGGACGCUGGAGAACCUGGUGGAGGAGAGAACCUCUCUGUACAAAGCCGAGAGGGACCGAGCGGAUCAGCUCAACUUUAUGCUGCUCCCAGGGCCAGUUGUCCGUUCCCUCAAGGAGACGGGUAGGGUUGAGCCCGAGCUGUUUGAGGAGGUGACCAUCUAUUUCAGUGACAUCGUGGGGUUCACCACCCUCUGCCACUACAGCACCCCCAUGGAGGUGGUCGACAUGCUCAACGAGAUCUACAAGAACUUUGACAGCAUCUUGGAUCAUCAUGAUGUCUACAAGGUGGAGACAAUCGGAGAUGCGUACAUGGUUGCGUCAGGUUUACCCAAACGAAAUGGCGACAGGCAUGCUGUGGAUAUCGCCCACAUGGCCCUGGACCUCCUCUCGUUUGUGGGAGCCUUUGAGCUGCAGCACUUGCCGGGGAUCCCUUUGUGGAUUCGCAUCGGCGUGCAUUCAGGUCCCUGUGCAGCCGGGGUGGUUGGAAACAAAAUGCCUCGCUACUGUCUUUUUGGAGACACGGUCAACACGGCCUCACGCAUGGAGUCGACAGGCCUACCUCUGCGAAUUCACGUAAGCCAGUCCACCAUAAGAACCUUGCAGAGGACAGACUGCAACUUUGAGUUUGAAAGAAGAGGAGAGACUUACCUGAAGGGUAAAGGCAAGGAGAUGACAUACUGGUUGACAGGGGUGACUGGUGGGAAAUAUAAUCUCCCAACACCACCGACAGCGGAGAACUUCCAGCGGCUCCAGCAGGACCUGGCAGAGAUGAUCGUGACCAGCCUAGAGAAACGUGGGGCCGGGAAAGAGGGCUUUGAGAAGAGAAAGACCCUGUCCACCAAAAUCCGCAUCAGAGAAACCGACAGCAGCAUGCAGAAAGAAAGCCCACCUGACUACUUCCACUUGGCUGUCACAGAUGCCCCUGGAACUUAUCUGUGAUAUCACGCACAUGGAGCUUUCCUUUUAAAGACUUUGAAGAUGUCAGCACUUUGGGGGGUUUGCUUUUGUGGACAGCUUUGCUGAUUCAGGGCUUGGAUUGGCUGGAGGAGCAGCAGUAGAGAACUCAGGCGUGUCAAAGGUGAGCCCAGUGCUACAGAUUUUUUAAGUUUGGUCCCUGGGUCACAAAUAACGGUUCUGAUUUCUGGCAAAUAUGCUCUACUUUUCUCACAGGCUGGUCCCACCUUAAAACCUAAAAUAACAGCUUCUUUGCAUCAGUUCAUCUCGUUGAUUAUGAAAAAUGGCAGCAAGUCUAUUCUUUCAGUUGCUCAGCCAAGACACAUGAGUCAUGGUUGAUUAACGUAAAUGGAUCUAUUUUCAGCGUUUUCUUUAAGGAAGCAUAGCCCUCUUUGCUGCUUUGCAUUCAUAAAAUGUUAAUGGGACACUUUCUAGUCAAAAUCCCUCUGAGUCACAAUACAAUCGCUCCCCCUUUCAACUUUGAAUACACAACUCUAUGCACAUGGCUGGUGUUACAGUGACGACAAACCCACUCACUCAAUUCCCCCGUAGGCUCUGUCUCCUUUGAGAUAGGUAAUAGCUUGAAGCAUAUCUUAUCUUACCCAGCUCAGGCGAACACACACAAAACUGAUUUAAAAAAAAAGUACUCAGCUAGUCUUCAUCAUUUGGAAUUUACUGUUAACUGUUUACUUCCUUCUUUGCAAUGUGUGGCGACAUGUGGCUUGAUUUUUUUAUUGUUUUUAGACAUGCAAAUGGGUCCUUUAAAGUAGAGAAAAAUGAAUUGUCGUCCCCUUUAAAGGGCUUUGUUUUCUCUUUAGCAGCAACUUACAAUCUUAAAUGGAGUAGACAACAUUCAAAGUACUCACAUUGAAUGGAAUACAGGAUUCUGAUGGGGUAGCAAAGUUUAAAGGUUCUUGUAGGAGGAUACUAGGACGGUGCAUUUUGGCUAAACUAAAAUAAAUAAGUUAUUAAUUCAAACAAAGACAACGUUAGAAUGUCCACACUGCUCUGAAUCAGUGUAAAGUUCUGGGACUGCUCCAGAUGAUUUGCUACUGAUCAGCUUUUUUUUUCUUUUGUUGACAUAGUGCUCACCAGUUAGAAAUCUAAAAGUAUGACACAACUGCUGAUAAACUCCGCUGAUCAAUGGUGGGGCACGCUGAACAGCCACUCUGCACACGGACAUUCUUCGGUUGAGAAAAUAGUUACAAGGAAAACGUUUGUCGGAUGAUCCAAAUGAGGACAGUGUAGACUUAAAUGACUUGAGUGACUUCUGUGGUUCCCUUUUAGCUUUUUGGUUCAACCGCCCUGUCAGAAUUCCAAGCUGUUUCUUAAAACUGAGAACUCUUUCACUGUUCACUGCUGAUGGCAAGUAACUAAGGUGCGUAACUACUUCAGGCAAUUAAUCUUGAAAAGUCAAGAAGAAGAGUAACAGCAACAAAACAAUAAGAGAUGAUGCUUCUCACUAAAGUCCAUCUAACCACAGUUAGAGUUCAUUGCUCCAUAUGACUGCAAAGGUGAGAAAUUUAAAUAUUGCAAACUCCCGCUUAGGUUACUUCUGCCUAAAGACCAAUAAAAACACACUGUUAUUAUCAAUCGCCAUUUCACCAUGUGGACUUUACUGAGACCGCUCCAUUCAGAGGAUAGUGAGUAAACUCCUCUGUAGUUUUUGCUUUAGACUGAGAAUUGUGUUUGUGUUUAGAUGUUGCCUGUAAGAAGCUAAUUGAUUAAGAAGCUUGGAAAAUUAUUUACCGUGUAAAUAGGAUUUUGCUGCUGCAAAGACAGUGGAACUGCACUUACCUACAAACUGAUGUGGAAAACCUUCCAGAGAUUUAUUGUGUGACAUAUGUUGAGAGAACCACACAACUUCCAAGGCCACUUAAGCAAAUCAGUAUCUAUCUGAACCAGAGCGCUCAUGGAGGGAGGCUGUUUUGUUAUUCUGCUUGAAUUCCAUCAAGGCGUAUCUAAUAAGUUGGCUUGUGAGUUUAAAUUCUUAUUUUUGUGACAUGAACCAACGUAGCUACCUGUCUUUUAGGACUUCUGAAAUAUUUCUGUGAUUAUUUGGUGUUUUAUUAAAUAAUGUCUGGAAAAUGGGA
Molecule: messenger RNA, 5737 nt
Organism: Menidia menidia (Atlantic silverside)
Lineage: Eukaryota; Metazoa; Chordata; Actinopteri; Atheriniformes; Atherinopsidae
Source: the annotation of a GenBank genome assembly